Molecule: messenger RNA, 5727 nt
Organism: Epinephelus lanceolatus (giant grouper)
Lineage: Eukaryota; Metazoa; Chordata; Actinopteri; Perciformes; Serranidae
Gene: frk
Product: fyn-related Src family tyrosine kinase
Biological process (GO): protein phosphorylation
Molecular function (GO): ATP binding; protein tyrosine kinase activity; protein binding
Source: RefSeq, a predicted model, not a curated record
UAAACAUGAACCAUGAACUCUCUUCCAGGAAACUUAAGACUUUAAGUGGCAGUCACGUCCUCCUCAGUGUGUUGUGUUGUCUGAGUGCAUGCUGUCAAACACUGGAAGCAUUAAAAUGACUCUGUGUUUUAUGGAGUUUGGAUCAUGAGCCAGCAGAAGGGAUUCCCCCAAACUAUUUCCGCUUAUCCCCGGCACAGAAUGACUUGCUGUGAUUGACGAUCGCACCAUGGAGAUCCGAGAGAGGUUUUCUUUGUGUUGGCAGAGUUUUUUGGGAUGUUUUAAAAAGCCGGACGACUCUGGAGGUGAGACCAGGCGUGGGGUGAAAGCUGACACUGUUAUUACGAAUCCCGUUGCCCUCAAAAAGUCAGAGCCGGACUUUAAUCCGAAUAGAACUUUACCGCGGCCCCCAGCGGAGAAACCAGGGGUCUAUUACGUCGCCAAGUAUGACUACUCCGCUCGGACUGAGGAGGACCUGAGCUUUAACAGUGGGGAUACUUUAGAGGCUCUGGAUAAAAGUAGUGGUGAAUGGUGGUUUGCGAAAGCCCUCACCGGGGUCUCGGCCAAUCAAAAGGGAUACAUCCCGGCUAAUUAUGUGGCCCCUGUGGAGAGUAUUGAUGCUGAACCAUGGUAUUUUCCCAAAACCAAGAGGCUGGAUGCAGAGAAGAUGCUGUUGGCAGAAGGGAACCAGCACGGCGCCUUCCUCAUCAGAAACUGUGAAAGUCAGGAAGGGGAGCUCUCCCUCUCAGUGCAGGACAGUGGGAGGGUGAAGCAUUACAAGCUGAAAAGACUGGAGAAUGGUGACUACUUUGUGUCGAGGACCAGAGCUUUUCAUACACUUGUGGAGUUGGUGGAACAUUACUCCAAACAGGCAGAUGGCCUCUGUGUGCGUCUGGGUGAACCAUGCAAAAAGAUGGAGGCUCCACAGACUCAUGGUCUCUCCUACAACACUGUGGACCAAUGGGAGAUUGACCGCAGCUCCAUCAGGUUGAUAAGGAAGCUUGGAGCAGGACAGUUUGGAGAAGUGUUCGAGGGCCUGUGGAAUGAUACCACAGCAGUGGCAGUGAAGACCCUCAAACCUGGUACCAUGGAUGCCGAGGACUUCCUGAGAGAGGCUCAGAUCAUGAAGAGGUUGCGGCACGCCAAGCUGAUCCAGCUGUACGCUGUGUGCACCAUGGAGGAGCCCAUCUACAUCAUCACAGAGCUGAUGAAUGGCAGCCUGCUUGAGUUCCUCAAUAAGGAUAAGGGCGCCACGCUGCGCGUCCCUGACCAGAUUGAAAUGGCUGCCCAGGUGGCGUCAGGCAUGGCUUUCCUGGAGUUACAGAACUACAUCCACAGAGAUCUGGCAGCCAGGAACGUGCUGGUGGGCGACAACAACAUCUGCAAGGUGGCUGACUUCGGCCUCGCCAGGGUCUUCAUGAAAGAGAAUGAAAAUGUGUACGAAGCCAAAGAAGGAACUAAAUUCCCUGUGAAGUGGACUGCUCCUGAGGCCAUCCAUGACAACAAGUUCAGCAUCAAAUCAGAUGUUUGGUCCUUUGGAAUUUUGCUGUAUGAGAUCAUGACAUUCGGACAGAUGCCUUACCCAGGCAUGACCAAUUACCAGGUAGUCCAGAGGGUUCCACAGGGCUACAGGAUGUCGAGCCCUGCCAACUGUCCCAAAGUCAUGUAUGACAUCAUGAUGGACUGCUGGAAGGAGAACGAACAGGAACGGCCCACAUUCGAGACCCUGCAGUGGAAGCUGGAGGACUUCUUUGACUUGGAUGUAACGUCCUAUGACGACGCCGGCCGUUACUAGCGCACUGUCCUGGCUGAGACGUGGAAAGAAAGAGACACAAAAAACAUUGUUUCUGCACUGAAGCUAAAUCAAAAUCCCCUGAAUCCAAAUAUCAACAUACAUUGAUGUUUUUAUGAAGUAACAGAUUGAAAUGUAAUUCAAAAUUCCACUCAUUGUGGUCAAAUGAAGGAACUAAAAUGAUCUCCAUGACUGUAUCUGACUGGCAGUGAGGAAGCUUUUACUACUGCAACAGUUGCAACACUCCCGGUCUCGCUUGGUUUGACAACUGAAUGCACUUUGAGACAGGCUUUAUGUAGGUCUAGCUUUACUCUUACAGCGGAUUUGACUGGAAGAGGCCUCUUUCAGCAGAGACAGAAAGCUGCUAUCCGUCCAUCUCGACAAACUGGUUCUUCUUUCUCUCAGCAUAGCACACAUUCUUUCCAUUACCAGAAGGUACCUGAGAGAAUUUACGAGCCGUGCUCACUCACAGGCUCAGUAUGUUUGGCUUUGCGUCUCGUGAGGCAGAACGAAUGGCAGGUGCCGUCAUCUCCACUCAUUCCUGAUUACAUAUGUAGCCAGUGGAAAUAUUUAACAUUAUUAAAGGGAGGGGGGCUAUUCUUAUUAACAGACUACUUACAUAAAAACUAUUUCUCAGUAGAGCUAAGUCCAGUCAAAUAGUUUCACUUUAGGUUUUAACCUUUGUGCCAAUGUAGUAACUGCUGGCUGAACACAAAAGGACAGCACUGUCAUGUUCUAAUGAUCUAAUUUGUGCUUGAAAAUGAAGUAUUUGUGCACAUAACUGUAACUGAAUAAGAAAUAUGUAAUAAAUUAUGGCAGAUACUAUUUUCACCCAGCUGUCUGUAGCCAACAAUGAUAUUUGGACCCAGAGUGGAAUAGCCAAUGAGGUUAUUUACACCUGGGUGUAUAUUCCUGGCCAUCCUAGCAAAGUGAAGUUAUGAUGUUAACAUAAACAGGUCUAUUCAUCUAUUCUGGUCAAGUUUAUGUACACAGUGUGCAUUCAGCAGCUUUAUGGAUCCUUAAAACUGAAAAUAAUGAGUCGACUAAUUCUAAAAAAUAAUGUGGACUCUGCUGACCCUCUGUGGACUGUGUCGCUGUUCAUACUACAUCACCUGACUUUCUGGCAGUACAUUUGUGUGUUUGUUUGUUUGUUUUUAAUUUACAAGUUAAAUCUCAGAGAAGAUCUGAGAUUGGCUAGUAGUAGCCCUGACUAUGACCUACACGCAUCAACAUGAUGAGUGCUAGCCAAUCAUCCAUAAUAACGCAUCACAGGAAGGGGUGUAAAUAGCCAAAUUGCUGCAUUGCUACCAUUCUCAUUAUGUGCAAAUAGACACUCUGUUAAAGCAUAUUAACAUUUUAAAAUAUAUUUAAAGCUGCAUUCAUCGAUCCUUUUAUUUCUUUGCCACUUGUGAGGAGGGCAUUAUCAUCUUGAAGAUAGUUUGGAGAAGGCAUUGGAAAACAGUGGCUUAUUUAAACAUUCAGCGGACACCGAGCAACAUUAGCAUUAAUUUGAUGUAUGUAUGGCCUCUCUGUAACCCAAGUUCGAUAUUCACUCUCUUUUAGCUCUCCACCAACCCCUGAGAAAAAUCAGUCUCCUUACUGGUAAAUGUUCCACUACGUUCACCAGCAAGUUACUGUCUUUUUUGUUCUCAGCUGCCCUGGAUUCAGAUGCCAUCAGCCCAUUUUCUUUGGGUCUUAGUCUCGUAGAUAUGGGUUAGAAGGGGCCUGCCACACCUACUACUAUGUUCAAAAGCUAUUAUCAGGCCAUUUGAUGGCCGUUUGCAUAUCUGAUGCUGUGAAAUGGACGCAGUUUCACCUUGCUUAGCUUUAGGGCAGGGGUAGGCUACCUGAGGCUCCGGAGCCACAUGUGGCUCUUUAGCCCCUCGCAAGUGGCUCCCUGUGGACUUGACAAAAAAUUAUAUGGAAAUUUAUAACUUUUUUUUUUACUAUUUUAAUUUUCAAAUACUAUGGCUUGGUACCUUUUCCUAUACAUUUUGCUGAACCUAAACAGCAGUUUUCCCAGUUAAACUAACUGUGGAUUCCAAAUCCAAAAAAUAAAAAGAAAAAAAUAGUGUGUGGACAGAUUUGCUUGCUUUCACCGCUAAUGCUGCAAAGUUAAAGUACCGAAUUAUAAAUAGACCACUGUAGCCACCUUGUAGUAAAACAUAUCAAUGAAUGCUCUUUAGAUCUGUUAGUAAUGUUUAUAGGCUAAUUAAGACUUCAUAGACUGUGUUACUUACAUUAUAAGACUCAAAUAUGUUUUGCAGCUUCAGACAGAUUUAUUUUAUUUUAUUUUAUUUUUUGCCAAAAAUAGCUCUUUUGAUUGUAAAGGUUGCCGAAUCCUGGUUUAGGGGCAAAACAUACUUGUUUAAGCGUAGGAAAUGUAGGAAUGGUACGUCAGUUUAAAAAAAAAAAAAUCUGAUUUGAAAAAAAAAAGUCAGUGUUUACUUUUUGUUUUACAUGGGAUACAAACCCUGCUCUCUUGGUUGAAAGUCCUGUAUUUGUUUGACACCCAAUGCAGACUUUCUUGCUCUUUAUAACAUGGAUGGAUAAAGAGAACUGGAUACAGCGUUUGAGGCAGGACUUUCCUAUGAAAGGUGCUUGAAGCCAAAAAAGUUCAACUGCCACAAAUAACAUUACCUAGAUGUUCGGCAAUGCUUCUGUACUGUGUGGCACAUAGAGCAGGCACACUAGAGUGUUCCACCAGCUGAGCUGGCUACUUUCAAUUUAGCACUCUGCUAGCUUAAUGGGGAUGAAAACAUUUAAGCGUGCAACUCUUCCAGACUUUCAAAUGCUAUCAGACCAAAUGGGUCAAAUUCUGGUACUGAAAUUAAUCAUUUUGCAUUGAUUGUGUUACUCAAACAAAUGUAUUUACUAAUUAACAGAUGUCUUUUUCACAAUGUAAGUCUACAGGAAUAAGUCUUUGAGAAUAAGUCUAAGUCCACAGGGCAUCACGUGACACGUGUAACUCCAGUGUAUGCCCAAUGCAAAAAUGGCUUCAAAGCCUGGUGCACUUCCUGUGGCCCUGCUUUGUACUACAUCACCUGACACCCUCCUUUGCUCCUGUCAUAGUUAUUACGGUUACACGAGGUCGCAGCCAAACAAAGUUAAAGGCCUUCUGAACCUUAGAGUAGGUGUAGCAGGCCAUGACGAACCCAUAUCUAUGAUACUUAUAACCACAGAUAACAGCCAUUUAAUGGCCUGAUGACAGCCAAAUCAGCUGUGAGCAGGUAGCUUUUUUUGGCUGAAAACAGCUGCCUGUUGCAUCUGAAAAUGUCGCUGAUGAGAGCUACGAGUAAAUCUUUAAUGCAGUUUUGAUUUUGGAUGGAGAUUUAUUUUGUGGUCAUCCCUUAAAUGUGUGUUAAAGUUUGUUUAAUGUUAUGUUCUGUUAAUUUGUGCGCACAAAUGAUUUUAGAUAUUUCUCCGUUAUACCGGCCGGGCCAAUACUUUUUUUUUUUUUGUUUUGUUUUCCUGGAGCCCUAAAAUCAUAUGGUCUGCCUCUGGUAGCUAAAUUGAAUCGCUCCACCUACUAAUUUGCAGUGCACUCAUGCUUUCAUAAUGUGGUACAUUACAGUAGUUAAAUGCUUUUUUUUUUUCGUCUUACUUAUGUGGGAAUUACAAUAUAAUGUCUUAAUGACUGAACAAUGUGACGCUGGACUAAAUCCCUAUUUUUUAUGAAUUUUUUUUUUUUUUUUAAAGCUGUGGAGCUGAUCUCAGAUCUGAGGCCACAUCCUUUCUGACCACCUGUUAGAAACUGCACUCCUUAUCGGAUGCUUGACACAUAUUUAAGUGUUCGAACCUGGUGAAUUAUCUCAUGUUCUGAUGAUUUUCUUUGAUGUUUUUAGUGUCAUGAACAAAAUCUUUUUAAUUGUACAUUAUAACCGUGGCAGUGUUUAUAUAUCCUCCUGUAUUUUAACAUAAUUAUGCUUUAUGUAUGA